Molecule: messenger RNA, 475 nt
Organism: Phragmites australis (common reed)
Lineage: Eukaryota; Viridiplantae; Streptophyta; Magnoliopsida; Poales; Poaceae
Product: transcription factor IBH1-like
Exons: 1
Coding region: 38-274 (78 amino acids)
Biological process (GO): regulation of DNA-templated transcription
Source: RefSeq, a predicted model, not a curated record
GUCACGUACGAUUCUUCGUCUGGCAUUUCUUGUUGCCAUGGUGGGGAGGCGGCGGCGGGCGGCGGCGAUGGCGGUGAGCCGGAAGGUGCGGGAACUGCGGCGGCUGGUGCCCGGCGGCGCGGCGGUGCCGGCCGACCGGCUGCUCCUCCGCACCGCCGACUACAUCGUGCGGCUCCGGGCGAGGGUCGAGCUCCUCAGGGCGCUCUCCGAGCUGAUCUGCGCGCACCAGGGCGGCGGCCAUGCCGACGGUGACGAAGCCGGCCCUCUGGCUUAGCUGCACGCGAAUAUGCAUGUGCGCGUAUACUUAUAUAAUUAAUGUGAUGUAUAGGUCAUCGAUCUAAUUAAGUUUUGUACGCAGAUGCAUGGAUUAUUCACUAUAUUGUAACGAUGUGUAUAUAUAGGUACGUAUAGCCGUACAAAUAUGUCAUUUAAUUUGUAUGUUCCAUAUAUAUAGGGGUAUAUUCAGUUUUGUUUA